AUGAUGCUCAGCGGAUUCCUCGUUUUAUUUUCUCUAACUAACCUUGCUCUAUCCCUUCCAACGCAAGGCAUAAAGCCAGUGGCCCGAACCGUCUCCCAGGCUGCCGAGAACAUGGCAAGUGAUGCCAACGCAGUAUCUGACGCUCUCAACAAACUACCAACUCUAUCCACGCGAGAAGAUAUCCAAUCCGUUUCACAGGUAGCCAUCGACGCCGAAUCUGACGAGGAUACUCAUCGCACCAUUUUGGCGACGGCUGCCAGCUGCAAUGGCAGAGAAUCCAAUGAAAAGCUUCUUACCUACGGUCCGACAGUCCUACGAGAACUAAAGGCAAUGAACUCGGCUGGAACGCCCGAGGCCGUUAAACAAAGCAUACCUGUGAUUCAAAAUGUCAGAAACCCAAAUGUUCUUCCAAGUAUUACUCAAUUGUCCAACGCCGCCCUGGAAAACUCAGGUCUCCCCCCGACUCAAAAAGAUUUCCCGCCUACCGGAGCAGCCGUCAACCUAGCAAGUGAUGCCAACACAGUAACUGACGCACUCAACAAACUACCAACUCUAUCCAAGCGAGAAGAUAUCCAAUCCAUUUCACAGCUAGCUAUCGACGCCGAAUCUGACGAGGACACUCAUCGCACCAUUUUGGCGACGGCCGCUGGCUACAGCGGUAGAAUUUCCAAUGAAAAGCUUCUUACCUACGGACCAACAGUCCUACGAGGAUUAAAGGCAAUGAAUUUGGCUGGAACGCCUGAGUCUGUUCAACUGAGCAUACCUGUGAUUCAAAAUGUCAGAAACCCAAAUAUUCUUCCAAGCAUUACUCAAUUAUCCAACGCCGCCCUGGAAAACUCAGGUCUGCCCCCGACUCAAAAAGAUUUCCCACCAACCGGGAUAGUCGUUUAA
Blumeria graminis f. sp. triticale is the source of this 891-nucleotide messenger RNA. Lineage: Eukaryota; Fungi; Ascomycota; Leotiomycetes; Helotiales; Erysiphaceae. The record is from the annotation of a GenBank genome assembly.